Molecule: messenger RNA, 2321 nt
Organism: Sorghum bicolor (sorghum)
Lineage: Eukaryota; Viridiplantae; Streptophyta; Magnoliopsida; Poales; Poaceae
Product: protein-tyrosine sulfotransferase
Exons: 12
Coding region: 547-2109 (520 amino acids)
Cellular component (GO): membrane
Molecular function (GO): heparan sulfate 6-sulfotransferase activity
Source: RefSeq, a predicted model, not a curated record
CGGCACGGGGCGGCGCAAGUGGCGAGGAAAACUGGCCUUUCCGCUGCGCUUUCCCACCACCGCUGCUGCCACCGCCAACCCCCCACUAUUUACGCCCGCCUCGGCCCCGGCACGGCCUCCCCCGCCCCGAGAGCGACCGGCACUAGUGCUGAGUAGCCGCGCGCCGCGCUGGGCAGCCGCGCGUGCGAGCGAAUAAACAACACGCCGCGACGAGAAGAGAGCAGUGGGGGCGCCUCGGAGGCCGAGGGAGGCGAGGAAAGCGGCGGGUGCCGGGCCGCCCGCGCCGGUGCCGAGGCCCUCACAUCACCCGCCCCCUUCCGUCUGUCCCCCGCUUGCCGCCACCGCCGCCGCACGCUCGCGAUCCUUCCGUUUUCGCUUCCUCUCCCCGCACCCCUUUUUAACAACCCCGCGUCGUCCUCCCUUCCCUCGCCGCUGCGUUCCGUGCCUGUACUCGCGGGUUCUCCUCGGCCCUGCCCCCCAAUCGCUGCGCCUGGGCGCCGCUUUCGCCGCCGGAUCUGGGCGCCGGACGGUACCCCUGACGAAUCGAUGGCGCGAGCUGCGCUCCGAUUGGGCGCCCGCUCCCGCGCGCUCGCGCUCCUCGUCCUCGUGUCAGUGGCUCUGCUUCCACCUGUCAGUUCCGACGAUGGGUACAAACACUGCGAGGGUGUCGUCAGAGGCUGGGCGGAUUCCUCCACUGGGCGCGAGAAGGACGGGGACAAACUGAGCCUCAAGGAUUUGCUCUUCUUCCUCCACAUUCCUAGGACUGGAGGCCGCACCUACUUUCACUGCUUCCUCAAAAAGCUCUAUACAAAUGCGCAGGAAUGCCCGCGUUCUUAUGACAAACUACGGUUCGACCCAAGCCAUCCUGAUUGCAAGCUUGUUGUUAGUCAUGAUGACUACAGCUUGACGUCCAAGCUGCCAAGGGAGAGAACUUCUGUUGUAACAAUACUAAGGAACCCAGUUGAUCGUGUAUUUAGCACAUAUGAGUUCUCAGUUGAAGUUGCAGCUAGAUUCCUUGUGCACCCAAACUUAACUUCUGCAAAGUUAAUGACUACCCGUGUGUUAACAAAGUCUCGUGCUGUCAGUACUUUGGACAUCUGGCCUUGGAAGUACUUGGUUCCAUGGAUGAGGGAAGAUCUGUUUGCCAGGAGAGAUGCCAGGGGUGGUGACAAAGUUCAUAGUAGUAAGAAGGUUAAUGCAUAUGAUGUGGAGGAUAUGGUUAUGCCAUUACAUCAGUACAUCAAUGAUCCAGUUGCCCAUGAAAUCAUUCAUAAUGGGGCUACCUUUCAGAUUACUGGGUUAACGAACAAUUCAUACUUUGAUGGAGCACCUGAGGUUCGGCAUUGUGUCAGAAAGCAUCCAGAUCUUGGUCGUAUUGUGCUUGAAGUUGCUAAGGUAUAUACCAAAGAUAAUAGGCUGGACCAGAUGCUAUAUGUAGGACUUACGGAGGACCAUGAAGAAUCAGCGAGGUUGUUUGCUCAUAUGGUAGGAGCACAGGUGCUUUCACAAUCUGGGACAUUGAAUUUAGAUCUCAAGGAAGAUGUGCCCAGUGAGACUGACUCUCACUCAUCCAUGGUGGAGCCCGAGGAUGAAGAAACAAAUGAUCAUCUGAAUAGCACGCAUGGUUGGCAAAAUAAUGAAGCCCUGAACUCUACCAACGACGAACAUGGAAAAGGAAAUAUGACUGUUGGUAAACUGAUGGAAGCUUAUGAAACUUGCAUCGCCAAACUGCGGAAGUCUCAAUCUGGCCGCCGUAAAAUAUCCCUAAAGAAAGUUCAGGAAGCAAACUUUUCAAAAGAGGCACGGAAGCUGGUACCAGAGGCAAUUUUGAAACAAAUUAUCUCAUUGAACAGCCUUGACAUGGAACUUUAUGAUCAUGCUAAGAAAAUUUUUACCCAGGAACAUCUGAUGCUAAAAGCUCAGCAAUCCAUGGUGGGGCAGCACAGACAGUUGGCAGAACAAAAGGAGGGCUGGAUCAGCAUAAUCUUCAGCGAUGAGAUUUGCUCCCCUUGGAUGGUGGUCUUGCUUGGUAUAGGGAUCACCAUGAUCAUAGUUUUGGUCUCAUUUGCUGUAACGACGAGAAAAAGAACGUCUAAGCUUAAGGUUUAACCAGAAUUCAUUUAGGCUAGAUUUUGAUGUACAGUCUGAUGAUGCCCCCAAACAUUACGCUUAGCAUUCUUUGGGGCAGAGCUGUUAGUGCACAGAAUCAUGUAUAUUCGUGCGGUCGUACUGGGUGCCAGACAAUUUGAGAUGCCGCGUUGGUAGUGUGUUCACAAGUAUAGAUAAAUUGUGAAGUACAGUAGUAUAAGAUUCACUCUGAA